AUGUCUUUCUUUGAUGCUCUGUCCGCUAUACGAGAAGUUGUUGUCUCCAAGUUCUUAGACUUUCUCAUAGACAAGUUGGUCUCUUCUGACUUCCUGCAAUUUGCUACUGAAAAGAAGAUCCACCUGGAGAUCGAGAAGUUGAAGACGGAAUUGCUGGAGAUUCGUGCAGUGCUGGAUGAUGCUGAGGAGAGGCAGCUAAAAGAUUCGGACAUGAUGUCCAAGAUAAAUGAUGUCACUGCCAGAUUGAAAGAUUUAGAACCACAGAAAAAAAAGUUGCAGAAGAGAACGAGAGACUACCGUAGAUCCAAAAGGAUAGAAGAACGGCCGCAGCCUACUUCUGUGGAGAUCGAAACUCAUGUUUAUGGUAGAGACAAAGACAAGGAGACAAUACUCGAAUUGCCCUUCAAGAGUGAUGAUGAACGAAAUUUUGUGAUUCCCAUCGUUGGCAUGGGAGGGGUUGGUAAGACAACCUUGGCCCAACUUGUUUACAAUGAUGCUAAGAGUGAGAUAUGGCAAUUAUCAGAACAUCAAUGUGGUAUAAUUCCAGCUCUACAAUUAAGUUACCAUCAUCUUCCUCCGCAUUUGAGACGAUGCUUCGCGUAUUGCUCCAUUUUUCCUAAGGAUUAUGAAUUUGAAGAAGAAGAGAUAAUUUUGUUAUGGAGGGCAGAAGGUUUUCUACAAGAAGCACGAGAUAGACAACGCAUUGAAGAUUUGGGUCACCAGUACUUUAGAAAUCUACUAUCAAGGUCUCUUUUGCAAAUAUCCAGCAACGAUAAUUCUCGAUUUGUUAUGCAUGACCUCAUUCAUGAUCUGGCUCAAUCAGUUGCUGGAGAAAUAUGCUUUAGAAUAGAGCGUGAUAAGCAAAUUUCAAAGCAGGCUCGCCACUUAUCUUACAUUGCUGAUGAGUGUGAUGGCAUCAAAAAGUUUAAAGGCAUUUGGGAAGCAAAGUAUUUACGAACCUUUUUGCCAUUGAGGUUGUCAAGUUAUGGUAAUGGCUUUGUAACCAGCAAUGUUCUAACAUGUUUGUUGCCAUGUUUGAGAUGCUUGAGGGUGCUUUCUUUGAAAGGGUAUAAGAUCAAAGUGUUGUCAGAUUUUAUAGGAGAUUUAAAACACUUACGCUACCUAUAUAUUUCUCGCACCUUUAUUAGAAGCUUGCCUGAGUCAAUAAGCACCCUCUAUAAUUUAGAAACCCUUUUGUUAAGGAGGUGUGAGCACCUUGUGAAGCAACCUUCAGAGAUGGAAAACUUAGUGAACCUAUGUCAUCUUGAUAUCAUUGAUGCAAUUAGAUUACAAGGCAUGCCAAGUAAUUUUGGUAGAUUGACUAAUCUUCAAACACUUUCUAAUUUUGUCGCCGGUAAAAGAAAGGGCUAUCAAAUAAGGGAGCUAAAGGAUUUAACCAAACUCAAGGGUCAACUUUGUAUUUCUGGGUUAGAAAAUGUUAUUGAAACUCAAGAUGCAUGUGGGGCUAAGUUACAAGAGAAGAUGGGACUCGAUGGGUUAGAAUUGAAAUGGUGUAGCUGCUUUGGUAAUGCAACAGAAGAAGUUGAGAAAAAGGUGUUGGAUUCGCUUCAACCUUCUAAAAAGCUUAAGAAGCUCACCAUUGUGGGCUAUUGUGGUGACACAUUGGCAAAAUGGGUAGGAGAUUCUUCGUUCAAUAAUUUACUAUCUUUAUCCCUCAUAAAUUGUCUAAAUUGCAUGUCAUUGCCAUCAAUUGGGAAAUUGCCAUUGUUGAAAGAAGUAUGCAUCCAGGGAUUGCAUAAUGUAACUAGUGUUGGACUCGAGUUCUUAGGAGAAAACACACCAAAUGCAUUUUCAUCAUUGGAGAUUUUACGAUUUGGAUACAUGCUUAACUGGGAGAAUUGGGAAGUUGAUGAUGAAGCCAUGAAAUUUUCGAAACUUCGAGAGCUCCAUAUUUGCUAUUGCUCCGAACUGUUGGGAAGUAUACCGGAAUCGCUUCCUGCAUUGGAGAAACUUGUGAUUAAAAGCUGUGAGAAAUUGGAAAUUUCAAUUUCAAGCUUUCCAAAGCUUUCAGAAUUAGAAAUUGAUGAAUGCGAGAAGGUAGUAUAUAAAGGGUUUGCAGAUCAUAGUUCAUUACAAAAAGUCUUUUUUUCAAACAUUCCCAAGUUUACUUGUACAAGAGAAUGUUUGAGGUUAGGAUCAAUAAGAGUGGAAUCCCUUAAGAUUCUUAGAUGUGAAGAGUUGUUCUCUUCGCGAGAGAACAAUUGGGGAUUGUUAACUCAGUCAAUGUCCCUUGGUAAUUUGACAAUUAGAGGCUGUGCGCAACUUUUAUCCAUAGGGGUAGAAGGGGAAAGAGAAGAAUUGAUGCAAUUGAAGAUCCCUUACAGCAUUGAACGUAUGGUAGUAGAGGAUUGUGAAAAGCUAGAAAAGAUAUCAACAACCUUGCAGUCCUUCACGUCGCUUAGGGUGCUAGUGCUCGAGUCUUGCCCGAAACUGAUUUCGCUUUCAAAGAGCAAUUUGCCUUUGAGCCGGAAUAGGCUGAGGAUUUGGUUUUGUCAUAAUUUACGCUGUUUGUGGGAUGAGGGAGAGAAUAUCAACAUCGACAGUGCAUUUCUUCUUGAGCACUUGAAUGUUUUAGGUUGUUCAUCUCUUGUAUCUUUAUCAUCAAGAGGUCAGUUACCUAGAGGGCUAAAAGAAUUGCAAAUAGAGUAUUGUCCAAAGCUAGAAUCAAUAGCCCAAGAAAUUCAACAAAAUGCUGCUCUUGAAUGUAUUCUUAUCUCUGAUUGUGAUAAGAUUAAUUAUUUACCUCAAGGUUUGAACAGGCUCUGCCAUCUCCAGAAGAUUAACAUAGAAUGUACAAAUUUGGUUUCCUUUCCAGAAAUUGGUUUGCCCGCCACAAACCUCAAAGUGCUCUACCUCUCAAAUUGUACAAAUCUCCAAGAUCUACCCCAUGAUUACUGA
Molecule: messenger RNA, 2919 nt
Organism: Theobroma cacao (cacao)
Lineage: Eukaryota; Viridiplantae; Streptophyta; Magnoliopsida; Malvales; Malvaceae
Source: RefSeq, a predicted model, not a curated record